AAAACAAGACAAAAGCCUCCUCAGAAUCCACAGACGACAUCAACCUCUUCCCUCUCUUUCUCUCUCUUCCCUCUCUCUCUCUCUACGCCUAUGGCCGCCUCCAUUAAAGCUCCUCCCUCAUCCUCCUCGGCCCACGGACUCCCGACCCUGCGCCGCCGGUCCCAGCCAUUAUCGCCGUUCAAACCGGCGAAUUUUGCAGUCCGCCCGUCUCCGGCCCGCCGGCUCCGAUCCGCCAUCUCCUGCACCCUCGCCCGAGACGCCGCCGUUCGGAUGGAGGAGCCCGCCCGGCUGCUGAGGCCCGACUCGUUCGGCCGGUUCGGGAAGUUCGGCGGGAAGUACGUCCCCGAGACCCUGAUGCAGGCGCUGUCCGAGCUCGAGUCCGCGUUCCAUGCGCUCGCCGGGGAUGUUGAUUUUCAGAAAGAGUUGGAUGGGAUUUUGAAAGAUUAUGUUGGUAGGGAGAGUCCUCUUUACUUUGCAGAAAGGCUCACGGAGCAUUACAAGCGCCCAAAUGGUGAAGGGCCGCUCAUAUACCUCAAGAGGGAAGAUCUCAACCAUACCGGAGCUCACAAAAUCAACAACGCUGUUGCUCAGGCUUUGCUUGCAAAGCGACUGGGCAAAAAUCGGAUAAUUGCUGAAACUGGAGCUGGUCAACAUGGAGUUGCAACUGCUACAGUUUGCGCCCGCUUCGGGUUGCAGUGCAUUAUAUAUAUGGGUGCCCAAGAUAUGGAGAGGCAAGCACUCAACGUUUUCAGAAUGCGUCUUCUUGGAGCCGAGGUUAGACCAGUGCACUCUGGAACAGCAACAUUGAAGGAUGCUACAUCCGAGGCUAUCAGGGACUGGGUGACAAAUGUGGAAACAACCCAUUACAUUUUGGGUUCUGUUGCUGGGCCUCAUCCAUACCCGAUGAUGGUCAGGGAGUUCCAUGCAGUGAUUGGUAAGGAAACCCGGAGACAAGCUGUUGAAAAAUGGGGCGGAAAACCAGAUGUGCUUGUUGCCUGUAUCGGGGGAGGAUCAAAUGCCAUGGGACUCUUCCAUGAAUUUGUUGAUGAUAAGGAUGUUCGGUUGAUUGGCGUGGAGGCUGCAGGUUUCGGCUUGGAUAGUGGUAAACAUGCUGCCACUUUAACUAAAGGGGAGGUUGGCGUGUUGCAUGGGGCCAUGAGCUACUUGUUACAAGAUGACGAUGGGCAAAUAGUUGAACCCCACUCGAUUAGUGCAGGCUUGGACUACCCUGGAGUUGGACCUGAGCACAGUUUUCUGAAAGAUAUCGGACGUGCUGAAUACUAUAGCUCUACUGAUGAAGAGGCAUUGGAAGCUUUUAAAAGAUUAUCACGGCUCGAGGGCAUUAUCCCUGCCCUGGAAACAUCCCAUGCGCUGGCUUUUUUGGAGAAGCUGUGCCCAACUCUCCCCGAUGGAGCUAAGGUCGUCCUAAACUGCAGUGGCAGAGGGGACAAGGACGUUCAAACGGCCAUUAAAUACUUGCAGGUUUAGUUUUGUGAUGACAUCUCAUCUAUGUGCCAUCUUCUGUUUCAGAUUCAGUGGGGGGUUUUACAUCGGAUUCUUAAAUUGCUUUCAACAGCUUUAAAGAACAGAUUUUGAUGUGCUUUUUGUUUCUUGUAUUAUAUGACAUCAGAUCUGAAUAUAGUUCUGUUUUCAAUUGGCAUUCAA
Messenger RNA from Syzygium oleosum, 1665 nucleotides. RefSeq names its product tryptophan synthase beta chain 1. The coding region runs from base 91 to 1488 and encodes 465 amino acids. The record is from RefSeq and is a predicted model, not a curated record. Gene Ontology annotation, biological process: L-tryptophan biosynthetic process. Lineage: Eukaryota; Viridiplantae; Streptophyta; Magnoliopsida; Myrtales; Myrtaceae. Gene Ontology annotation, cellular component: chloroplast stroma; cytoplasm. Gene Ontology annotation, molecular function: tryptophan synthase activity. The transcript has 5 exons.